AUGGCCAAGGUAAUUCGAAAUUGCUAUGUAUUUCGCCCACAUAACCGUGUGUGGAGGCAUUUACCCAGAAGAGUAGAAGGUGUUCGUGAAUAUGAUUUUGAAAAAAAUCACGCUAUGCCUAGAGAUUUUCCUGAUAAAUUGCAAGAAGAACCUUCAAAGUUAUUACUAGUUUGGCUUUAUCGAGAUUUAUCUGGUGAACCAAAAUGGACAAAAGACAAGGUUAAAAAAAUUUUUGGAGAUAUAACACCUGGUAAAAUGCACGUAUUCAAAAAUACAGAAGUAUUUAACAAUGAACUAUGGCAUGUUAAACAUCUCAUUGAUGUUAAACCUUUGAAAUUUCCAAAUGGUGAGCCAACACUUGAAGAUAUAUACAGAUUAGAGGUACAACCAGAUGGAAAUUGUGUUAUUAAUAAAGAAAAAGAAUGCAAUCCGGAGAAAAUCACACUGGCCGAUCCAAUGAAGCAAAUGACGACAGGUUAUUUAAGUUCAAAAUUUGCUUCUAGGUACAACUCUCACAAGGAAGUGUAUGAAGAUACUGUAUAUGGACCAAAAAAAAUAAGUGUAAUUGAUUAA
Strongyloides ratti is the source of this 573-nucleotide messenger RNA. RefSeq lists its product as hypothetical. Bases 1 to 573 code for a protein of 190 amino acids. The transcript is spliced from 3 exons. The record is from RefSeq and is a predicted model, not a curated record. Gene Ontology annotation, molecular function: structural constituent of ribosome. Gene Ontology annotation, biological process: translation. Lineage: Eukaryota; Metazoa; Nematoda; Chromadorea; Rhabditida; Strongyloididae. Gene Ontology annotation, cellular component: large ribosomal subunit; mitochondrion.